Messenger RNA from Linderina pennispora, 1165 nucleotides. RefSeq lists its product as uncharacterized. The coding region runs from base 289 to 1119 and encodes 276 amino acids. The record is from RefSeq and is a predicted model, not a curated record. NCBI's taxonomy places the organism in Eukaryota, Fungi, Kickxellomycota, Kickxellomycetes, Kickxellales, Kickxellaceae. The transcript has a single exon.
CUGACCGCCAGAUUUUUUUCUUCCUACCUUAUACCAGCAGCAGCGCGUGUGCGCCUGUUUUGCAGUACACGCAGGUACCGCCUACCAGCAUCUAACCUUACUAAACAUACCUUGAUUUCUUUCUCCUUUCGACCUUUUUCGCCCUCGCUCCAUUCGCUUGUAUAUACGAAACGUACACGGCCCCGGUCUCAAUUAUAUAUUUUCUUUCUCUUCUAAACGUUUGCUUCCAUCCACCACUCGCGCGUUCCUUUUCUCUAUUUCCCCCUCUAUUGUUUUCCUUGCGUCCGCAUGCAUACUCGCAACCAACGCACAAAUAACAAACACCCGACAUCUACUGGCUCCGCAUCGGCCGUACACGCACUGGCCAAUUCCAUGUCGUCCGUGUCUUUGGCUGGCAACAUUAAACGCGCCGAUCUCGGGGUGUCCGCCAAACCAACUAAUUCGCAACAGCAGAAAUCGCCCCGGAUGUACGAUGGUGCCCGGAAGACGUCCCAGGACACAUGCACCUCGUCCCUGUCCCCAGCGUCAUCGCCUGUCACACCGGUCAUGAGCUCACCGCCUAUGCAGCACCUGGUUGCUGAUUUGUCAAAGCAGUCGGCCCCGCUCGACAGCAUCGAUGCUUGGUCUGCUGUGCACCAAGAGCCCACCAUAGCUGCGGCUGCGGCCAAACUUGAUAUACAUAUGCUGGGCCAGAGGUACGACUCACUAGCCAUCGACAGGCGCACUGCCGACGGUAGCGCUGCCCCAGAGAGUGCGCUGGCUGGUGGAACGCUAGAGUAUGCAAUGAUUGACGAGGCUAUUUUACGUGGUCGCUCCACUACCCUGCCCAAUAUUUUUGCUGCUCCCAAUCCCCUUCGCCGCAUUUCAACUAUGACCUCGCUGGACAGCGCAGGCAUCAAUGGUCCCGUGAGCCCAACCCCAUCUGCAGGCUACAGUGGCAUGCUAUCUCAGCAGCAGCAACCUCCGCAAGCACCAGCACCAGCAACAACCUCCGCAGCACCAGCAGCACCAGCACCAACAGCAGCAGCAACAGACCCAGUCACAGAAGCAGCAGCGGCAUGGCUUGCACCGCUCUUACAGUCUCCGGGACAACCACCGCGCAGGCGCCAUUGGCAGUAAUGCUGGCGUCGAUGGCAGCAACCCGAUUAGCCCGUUGGGACUGUCC